CCCAGGGCUGCAGCCGCUCCGGAGGAGGCGUGAAUCGCGCAGGAAUAUUGACUAAUUUGGGUGGGGUGGGGGGACGGUGGGCGAUGGAGCAACCCGAGGACAUGGCGUCGCUCAGCGAGUUCGACUCCUUGGCGGGCAGCAUCCCGGCUACCAAGGUGGAGAUCACGGUGUCAUGCAGGAACCUCUUGGACAAAGACAUGUUUUCCAAGUCUGACCCACUGUGUGUCAUGUACACUCAAGGGAUGGAGAACAAGCAAUGGCGAGAGUUCGGACGCACCGAGGUCAUAGAUAACACGCUCAACCCGGACUUCGUGCGCAAGUUCAUUGUGGAUUACUUCUUUGAGGAGAAGCAGAACCUCCGCUUUGAUCUCUACGAUGUUGACUCCAAGAGCCCGGAUCUAUCUAAACACGACUUCCUGGGCCAGGCCUUCUGUACCCUUGGAGAAAUUGUAGGGUCCUCUGGGAGCCGUCUGGAGAAGCCUCUCACGAUAGGAACAUUCAGCCUCAACUCCCGGACAGGCAAGCCUAUGCCCGCCGUGUCUAACGGAAGUGGUCUUUGGAUGGAAAGCUCCAGAACCACUGGUCCGGAAGCUUCCGGUGGUGUCCCAGGGAAGAAAUGUGGUACCAUCAUCCUGUCUGCAGAGGAACUGAGCAACUGCAGGGAUGUGGCCACAAUGCAGUUCUGUGCCAACAAGCUGGAUAAGAAAGAUUUCUUCGGGAAAUCUGACCCCUUCUUGGUGUUCUACAGGAGCAAUGAAGACGGAACGUUCACCAUCUGUCACAAGACGGAGGUCAUGAAGAACACCCUCAACCCGGUGUGGCAAACCUUCUCCAUCCCCGUGAGGGCUCUGUGCAACGGAGACUAUGACAGGACCAUCAAGGUGGAGGUGUAUGACUGGGAUCGUGACGGCAGCCAUGACUUCAUUGGGGAGUUCACCACCAGCUACCGGGAGCUGGCACGUGGCCAGAGUCAGUUCAACAUCUAUGAGGUGAUAAAUCCAAAAAAGAAAAUGAAGAAAAAGAAAUACGUGAAUUCUGGCACGGUCACCCUGCUUUCCUUUGCGGUAGAGUCAGAGAGUACCUUCCUGGAUUACAUCAAAGGAGGGACGCAGAUCAACUUCACCGUGGCCAUUGACUUCACUGCCUCUAAUGGGAAUCCCUCACAGUCCACGUCCCUCCACUACAUGAGUCCCUACCAGCUGAACGCCUACGCGCUGGCGCUGACCGCCGUCGGAGAGAUCAUUCAGCAUUAUGACAGUGACAAGAUGUUCCCUGCCCUGGGCUUCGGGGCCAAGCUGCCCCCCGACGGCAGGGUGUCCCAUGAGUUUCCCCUGAAUGGCAACCAGGAGAACCCCUCCUGCUGUGGCAUCGAUGGCAUCCUGGAGGCCUACCACAGCAGCCUGCGCACCGUGCAGCUUUACGGCCCCACUAACUUUGCUCCUGUUGUCACUCACGUAGCCAGGAACGCCGCAGCUGUGCAGGAUGGCUCCCAGUAUUCUGUGCUGCUCAUCAUCACUGAUGGUGUCAUCUCGGACAUGGCACAGACCAAGGAGGCAAUUGUAAAUGCUGCCAAACUCCCUAUGUCGAUCAUCAUUGUUGGCGUGGGCCAGGCCGAGUUCGAUGCCAUGGUGGAGCUGGACGGUGAUGACGUGCGGAUCUCCUCCAGGGGGAAGCUGGCUGAGCGAGACAUUGUCCAGUUUGUGCCCUUCAGGGACUAUGUGGACCGCACCGGCAACCACGUACUGAGCAUGGCCCGCCUGGCCCGGGAUGUUCUGGCUGAGAUUCCGGACCAACUGGUGUCCUACAUGAAGGCACAGGGCAUCCGCCCACGCCCGCCACCUGCUGCACCCGCUCAGUCACCCCCACAGUCCCCAGCCCACUCACCUCCUGGAUCCCCCGUGCACACGCAUAUCUGAAGCUGAGAGGACCAAGGGCCUGGAGGGUAGACUGACACCCUAUUCUCCUCCUGGUCGGUUUCCCAGACUCUGCUUGGAGGGCCAGCGGGAAAUGGGGUGUCAGGGCCUCACCCCACUUCACACCCAAAUCCAGGGGACUGUGGUAUAGAAGACAAGGGGUACACAGAUUCUGGGGCUGAGGGGACCCCCCUAGUCCAUGCCGGACAACUCCAAGACUUUCUUAUUCUUGCAACCCAGCUGGGCCUCUUCCAGCUCCUGUCUCCUCCUACCCUAGUGUCUAGUGUCCCCAGUCCCAUGAGAUCCCCUGUCCUGUUUCCAGGGAACCCCAGACUGGUAGACUACCAGGGAUGCAUGUGACCCUCUUAGGGACUCCAUAUGUGAGCAGAUAGAGCCCCUUUCCUGAUCCUCAAAGGCUCAGUGGUAUGCUAGAAUGUUCUAGAAUGGUCACUGGAGCUAUCACAGGUAGCUUGUAGCACUGAGAUGUCUCCUGCUCAACUUGGGGGCCACUCACCUGCAGGGCACAGGGUUAGCCCCCACACUCCAACUUGCUCCUGCUCUCUGCCCUUCAGUGGCUAGGGGACAAGAGACAGGGAUCCCUGAAUGCCAACCUGUCCCUAGCCACAUCCAGCAGGAACCCACCCAGCCCACCCUCUGCUCUCUGGGCCUCAGUGUCCACACCUCCGCAAUGACAGGAUUUGUCAGGUGGUCCAGCGUUUCCUGAGCCAUCCUGAGGGUACAUCCAUUCCACACACAGCCUCCCCACACCUUCCUCAUGGCCACCAUUCACACCCAGGCCAGCUAGACUCUGGGGUCAUCCUGUCGCAUCCUGUCACCCCCAUGCCUCAGCCCUUCAAAGCUCCUGUCCCUGCGGUGGGAAGUUAGCAAAGGGCUUUUCACCUAAGGUCACCCCAAUGGCCACCGUCCUUUGUCCACUGGGGCAGGUCUUGCAUGUGUCCCUUAUGCCGCAUGGGGUCUCCACCUGGCAUCUCCCAUCCCACCUGCCUGUCCCGCAUGGUGAUAGUGAUGUUUUGACUGUCUGGUCCUGUGCCUGUCUGAGACUGUCUCUGUGGAACUUGCCUUAAAUUGAAGUAAACCAGUUCUUUUAGUAGAUAGACCCCCCCUCUCCUUUGAAAACAGCUUUGCUGUUUGCCUAGCAUCUAUCUCUCUGCUGCCUUGGUUCUUCCGUCCGGCCAUGUUCCUGUCAGACUCUGUAAGAGGCAUGGGGGGGGGGGUGCAUGGCGAGGAUUGAAACCCACCACCCACAAACAUAUGUAAGCAGAGUCUGUGAGCCAUCAGGGACUGUGAUGGAGGCAUGGUUGCCUAGAGCCCCUUCCCGGUCCUCAGAGGCUCAGUGGUAUGCUAGAAUGUUCUAGAUGUGGAUCUCUAGCCUCACUAGAGCUGUCACGAGUAGCUUGUGACAUUGAGAGGUCUCCUGCUCAACUCGGAAGCCACUCACCUGCCGGGCACAUGACCAGAGCCUGGACGCCAACAUGAGAGACAGUGAGCACACACACACACUCAGGUCUAUAGUCUGGCUUCAGACAGUGUUAAGAGGCAGGAGCAAGGGGAGAGAAUGAGAGCAGACUCCAGUAGAGAGAUGUUUGAGACGAGCAGGGGUGUUGAGGGGAGCCCAAGAGAAAUGAGCAGGGAGCCAUGCUGAUGCCAGGGUGAAGAGGACUCUGGUAGUUUGGGAUAAGUUUGUGCCAGGUAGGAGCCUAGUGUGUUUGACGGGAGGCAAGCACGCGGGUGUGAUAGGAGCUAACCAAGGAAGAGAAUGCAGGCGAUGGGGUCAGGGUGGAGGCCAAAAUGCACAGGGCCUUGUGGUUCAUGGCAAGGCAUCUGACGUUUGCUCUAGAGGGUUGUAGCCAUUAAGGAAGUAAGAGAGACGAGCACGUGACCCAAACCUCCCCAACACAUGGAUCGCUAUCACCGUGGAUCAUGGUUUCUUCAUCUCUCAACAAACAUCUACUGAGAAUCCAUUCCAGGCCUGUGCAGAGGUCAGAGGCACUUGGCUCAGUCCCCAGUGUCUCCCUCUGGGCUAAAUCAGCCACCACAAAGUAGCAAUGCCAGCCAGCUUGAAGGGAUGGGAGUGGUGGCACUAAGAGACACUCUGGCCCAUACCGGAUGACCCCCCACCCGGGGUGUGGCCACCAUAGUGUCAGGUGGGGUACAUGUGUGCACAGAUGGUGACAUUGGCAGGCUCUGUGGGUGGACCACGCAGGACUUAUGUGACUUCAGGGACACGGUAAGCAUCUUCCGUGGUCCCUUUCUACAGGUCAGGGCCUUCACCAAUGUGGAGCAUGGGAGCAAGGACAUACGCGCAUGCGCACAGCACAUACUGCGCACGCUGUCCCAUCAGCCCUCUAGGCAGCCAUUCUGAGGCUGUACCCAAGAGGAAUUCGGUACCAAUUACCCUCCAGCUCGGGGCUUGUUUACUUCUGAUGACUUCAUGGUAAAUUAGAGCUGACUCACGAUUGUCUCUAUAAUCAGAUGCUCUGCGA
Messenger RNA from Mus musculus (house mouse), 4417 nucleotides. RefSeq names its product copine V (gene Cpne5). Gene Ontology annotation, cellular component: perikaryon. The record is from RefSeq and is marked reviewed. Gene Ontology annotation, biological process: positive regulation of dendrite extension. The transcript is spliced from 22 exons. Gene Ontology annotation, molecular function: calcium-dependent phospholipid binding. Bases 84 to 1916 code for a protein of 610 amino acids. Lineage: Eukaryota; Metazoa; Chordata; Mammalia; Rodentia; Muridae.